CGCUGCCCGCGCUGUCUUCCGGGUAGUGCGAGCCUCCGGGCUGGGGUUCCGGACGCUGGGGCGCCCGCGCCGGCUGGCCGGCUUCCCUUCUUUCCUCGCUUUUGGGUCGUGGUUACCCAUCGCUCUUUGCGGGCUUGGCCCGGGGCCUCCUUCGCUUUCUGUGCCUCUCGCGGCGGUUCCAUUGGUUCCCAAUGCCGGGCCUUGGGCCCUGGGCAGUGUGAUUCUGCCCGAGUGUAGACCGGGACACACGCAAGAGGCCGGCUAGGGCUGAGUCGCUUCUACCCUCCCGCUCUCUCUCAGGUUACCCCAAAGUAACGUUUCCCGGAAGCAGCAGCCCUUUCUGAGGGGAUGGGCGCAGCCAGGCCAAAUGGACGAGAAGACCAAGAAAGCAGAGGAGAUGGCCCUGAGUCUUGCCCGGGCAGUGGCUGGUGGAGAUGAACAGGCUGCUAUCAAGUAUGCCACCUGGCUGGCAGAGCAGAGGGUGCCCCUCAGGGUGCAAGUAAAACCUGAGGUCUCCCCAACACAGGACAUCAGGCUUUGUGUUAGUGUGGAGGACGCUUACAUGCACACCGUCACCAUUUGGCUCACAGUACGCCCGGAUAUGACAGUGGCCUCCCUUAAGGACAUGGUAUUCCUGGACUAUGGCUUCCCACCCAGCCUGCAGCAGUGGGUGGUCGGACAGAGGCUGGCACGAGACCAGGAGACCUUGCAUUCACACGGCGUUCGGCGGAAUGGAGACAGUGCUUAUCUGUACCUACUGUCAGCCCGCAACACAUCACUCAACCCACAAGAGCUGCAGCGGCAGCGGCAGCUGCGCAUGUUGGAAGAUUUGGGCUUCAAGGACCUCACCCUGCAGCCACGGGGCCCCUUGGAGCCUGUCCUUCCCAAGCCCAGGACCCACCAGGAGCCAGGGCAGCCAGAUGCAGCACCAGAGUCACCACCGGUGGGCUGGCAGUGCCCUGGCUGCACUUUCAUCAACAAACCCACUCGGCCUGGCUGUGAGAUGUGCUGUCGUGCAAGGCCUGAGACCUACCAGAUACCUGCCUCAUACCAGCCUGACGAGGAAGAGCGAGCACGCCUGGCUGGUGAGGAGGAGGCGCUGCGCCAGUACCAGCAGCGGAAACAGCAGCAGCAGGAGGGGAACUACCUGCAGCACGUGCAGCUGGAGCAGAGGAGCCUGGUGCUGAACACCGAACCUGCUGAGUGCCCUGUGUGCUACUCAGUGCUGGCACCCGGCGAGGCCGUGGUGCUUCGUGAGUGUCUGCACACCUUCUGCAGGGAGUGCCUGCAGGGCACCAUCCGAAACAGCCAGGAGGCGGAGGUAUCCUGCCCCUUCAUUGACAGCACUUACUCAUGCCCUGGCAAGCUACUGGAGAGGGAGAUCCGGGCGCUCCUGUCCCCUGAGGACUACCAGCGUUUCCUGGACCUGGGUGUGUCCAUCGCAGAGAACCGAAGCACCUUGAGCUACCACUGCAAGACUCCUGACUGCAGGGGCUGGUGCUUCUUUGAGGAUGAUGUCAACGAGUUCACCUGCCCUGUGUGCACCCGUGUCAACUGUCUGCUCUGCAAGGCCAUCCAUGAGGGCAUGAAUUGCAGGGAGUACCAGGAUGACUUGACCCUACGGGCUCAGAAUGACGUGGCUGCCCGGCAGACAACAGAGAUGCUGAGGGUGAUGCUGCAGCAAGGCGAGGCCAUGCACUGCCCACAGUGCCGGAUUGUGGUGCAGAAGAAGGAUGGCUGUGACUGGAUCCGCUGUACUGUCUGCCACACUGAGAUCUGCUGGGUCACCAAGGGGCCACGCUGGGGCCCUGGGGGCCCAGGGGACACCAGUGGUGGCUGCCGCUGCCGGGUUAAUGGAAUUCCAUGCCACCCUAGCUGUCAAAACUGCCACUAAGUCGAAGGUGGUGGCUCUCAUACUGACCCAGCCCCACAUGUGUAACAGUGAACAGCAGGGUUAGGCCAGGGGCUUUAGCUCUGGUUUGACCAUUAUACCUUUAAGCUUGGCAAGGGAGAAAGCACGAGCUGUACUGCAGUCUGAUUGCUGUGUUACAAGAACCCAGCUGAGCUGAUGUCAGUUGCACUGCCUCUGUUGCUUCAAGGGGUUGCUGACCAAACCUCAUGGGCCUGAGCUAGAUACCCUACCCUGACUAGCCACCAGCCUUAAUUAAACACAGCCGUGGCCUAAGGCCUGGCUGGCUAGUGCUCUGAGCCUCUGAGUGACGGUUUUACCUCAGCUUGCUCUCUGAAGACCCACAGCCUCAUCCUUUGCCUUGCUGACUUUCUAGGAACUUCUUAAAGCUGAUGUGAAUCCAUCCAGGACCCAGGGAGAUUGGUAGGUCAGGAAACAGCCCAUGGGGUCCAGCUCUGCAUCCCCCUCUUUAAGUGAAUUAAAGUGAUUUUCCAGGA
Messenger RNA from Grammomys surdaster, 2406 nucleotides. RefSeq names its product RANBP2-type and C3HC4-type zinc finger containing 1 (gene Rbck1). The coding region runs from base 368 to 1894 and encodes 508 amino acids. Gene Ontology annotation, biological process: proteasome-mediated ubiquitin-dependent protein catabolic process; protein linear polyubiquitination; positive regulation of canonical NF-kappaB signal transduction. NCBI's taxonomy places the organism in Eukaryota, Metazoa, Chordata, Mammalia, Rodentia, Muridae. Gene Ontology annotation, cellular component: LUBAC complex. Gene Ontology annotation, molecular function: ubiquitin-protein transferase activity; ubiquitin binding. The record is from RefSeq and is a predicted model, not a curated record. The transcript has 12 exons.